Molecule: messenger RNA, 2323 nt
Organism: Diaporthe batatas
Lineage: Eukaryota; Fungi; Ascomycota; Sordariomycetes; Diaporthales; Diaporthaceae
Exons: 5
Coding region: 555-2108 (517 amino acids)
Biological process (GO): triglyceride biosynthetic process
Cellular component (GO): endoplasmic reticulum membrane
Molecular function (GO): diacylglycerol O-acyltransferase activity
Source: RefSeq, a predicted model, not a curated record
CCAUCCGCCCGCUCGCCCGCCUGGCCGUCUGCAAUGUGCGCAGUGCUCCGUACCAAGUGAUGAUUGGGCUGCCCGGCACCAUUCCAAGAGCCGACGUGCUCGAUUGUAUGCAGCUUGGAAGUGUAGAUCGCACUUGGCCCAACAUUCCCGCAUUCGAUUUAAAGCACCACGACAUCCCAAUUGCUCUCUUGUUGAUCUCAGGCGACGCGACUGAACCCAUGUAGGAGCGGUCUGUGAAUUUCCACUGAUGGUCCGACCCCCUUCAGCGCUCAGACCACGGACGUGCAAAUUAAACUCCUGAGUGGACAGGCGACAAGCUGCACUGCCAGACUGCACAGGUACCGAGGACGGGAGCGAGCAGGGGAAACAACAAAGGAAAUCACUCAAUUGCGGCUUCUAAACCGGCCCAGCACCUCACACAACCACAACGAAGCCGUACUCAGGGGCCCGCUUCGUUACCAAUCGACCUCAGCUCGCCGCCCGUGGCGUGCAGGUCCCAUCUGCCUGCCUGCAUUCUCAAUCGCGCGGCCAAUUGACGCUCUCAUGCCCUCGCCAUGGACGCAGCAACCUCCAGUGGCGUAGACGCCACCGCCAGAGCGGUUCAUCGCGCCACCCCGGAUCCUCCACCACCUGCGAAAGGUCACACAGACGCCGACGACAGCCCCAGUGACGCAAAGAGGAACACCGAGGAGCUUAAGAAGGCCCUCCUGAGAAAGUAUCGCCAUACGGUGGCCGUGCAUUCCAAGGUCAGGCCUUCAACCCUGAGCCAUGACGCCUCACAGACACCGAGCUUCAUCGGGUUCAGGAACCUCGGCCUGAUCGUGCUCAUCGCCGGCAACCUUCGGCUGUUGAUAGAGAACAUACAGAAGUACGGUGUGCUCAUUUGCAUAAGGUGCCAUGACUUCCGCAGACAAGACCUUCUGGUCGGCUUCAUCCUCUACACCUUCGUGCCGUGCUGCCUGCUCAUUGCCUACCUGAUCGAGCUCUUCGCGGCCUACGAGGCGCGCACCUCCCUGCUCCGGGCCUACAACAGGGAGAAGAAGGACGGCAGCUCGUCCCCUACCCUGGAGGAGCAGGCACGCUUCAGGACCACCUGGUACAUCAUCAUGGCCCUGCACUUCGCCAACAUCUCCACCGCCCUCGUCAUCACCUCGCUGGUGGUCUAUUAUUAUGUCAACCACCCGCUCAUCGGCACCAUCGUGGAGAUGCACGCCAUCAUCGUCUGGCUCAAGACAGCCUCUUAUGCCCUGACGAACCGGGACUUCAGGCACUCAUACCUGCACCCCCAGACUGGCGAGCGCGAGGCCAUCCCCGAGCUGUACAAGUCUUGCGAGUACCCGGAGAACAUAACCUUUGGGAACCUGUGUUACUUUUGGUGGGCCCCGACGCUCGUGUACCAGCCAGUCUACCCCCGGAACGACAAGAUCAGGUGGAUCUUCGUGCUCAAACGCUCCGCAGAGGUCCUAGGCUUGUGUGUUGCCAUGUGGAUACUCAGCGCGCAGUACGCCGCACCCACGCUUCAGAAUUCGUUGACGGCGAUAGCAAACAGGGACGUGGUUGCGACUCUGGAGAGGCUGCUGAAACUGUCGACAAUCUCCCUCGUUAUUUGGCUGGCGGGGUUUUUCGCCUUGUUUCAGUCCUUCCUCAACGCACUGGCCGAGGUCACGAGAUUCGGGGACCGAUCCUUUUACGACGACUGGUGGAACAGCGACAGCCUCGGAACGUACUGGCGGACCUGGAACAAACCGGUCUCUUGUUACUUUAGGCGGCACGUCUUCCAGCCUCUUAUGGGGAGGGGAUACUCGUACAACUUCUCUGCGAUAGUCGUAUUUACGAUAUCGGCUUUUCUGCACGAGUUGGCAGUCGGGAUCCCCACGCAUAAAAUCAUCGGUGUUGCCUUUCUGGGCAUGUUGUUGCAACUUCCUCUCGUUGCCCUGACCAAAUUCUUUGAAAGAUCCGAGUCGCCCACCAAGAGAAUGAUCGGGAACUGCAUUUUUUGGUUUACUUUCUCCAUAUUUGGACAACCCUUUGCCGCUCUCAUCUACUUCUAUGCUUGGCAGAACGAAUACGGGAGUAUCAGCGACAAGUGGAGGUACGGCAGGAAGUAGGCCUGGUAAAGCCAAUAGGUAGCUAUACUUGUAAUCAGCGGCUGUACCAGCAUACAUUGGGUUCUCAACAUCAUCCUGAAUAGCCUGUGUUACGGUUUACGUAAUUGUCAAAUCAAUCGACACAGUUCGCAGCCAUACUUUCAUUCUCAUUUUGGUCAAGGAAGCACUGGCCUAGGCAAUGGUUGGUCCAAUACAAGCUUCGUAUACCGCCCCAG